GUGCGGAGGUGUCUGCUUGCGCGUGUAUGUUUGACUGGUUCAGCUACUUCUCCUGAUAGACGGGCGAUGACGUUAUGCCAAGGAGCGCGUGAAAGUCGUGAGAAAAGUGCGCCUCUUCCACGGGAACGGAGCCCGGCGCCAGCCACGAACGGAGGUGCCCGAGCAUGCGUGCAGAUCCUAUGAAGAUCUGUGUUACGAGCAAGUCUUGCCGUCAAGGUUCGAUUUAGAGCAUCAAAGGCACGCGAUGAACCGAUAGAGAGAACUUUCGCUCAGCGUUGCUCUCAACGGGACGGGCGACAUAGAAGUCAAGCGCGCGAUCGCCCGCGAAAGACAUGCAUGAGUAUUUUCGCGUGAGAGUCGCGCUUCGGAGUUCCCAACUUUCCGCUGAUGAUUUCAAAGGAUCGUCAGUAACGACGAUCUGCCGGACACUCGAUCUGUAUUAUCCAUUGGCGAUCCUUGCGUUCAGGAACUGGGAGACCUCACGAGCCCAAGACAGACGGGGUCGGUGGGCGCAGAGCAAGCAUGUCAUCAAUGUGGCUCCACCUGUGCCCAUAUUAGAACGGGCACUCGAAGAGUGGGUCCCUCCAAGACUAUCGCACCAGUCCGAAGCUGUCGUCCAGAGGCAGAGCGGUCGGAGAAGACGAUUGGGACCUGUCCGGCGCGACGACGAGCGCAGUGUCUGCCAAGCUCGGACCUCAGCCCGUGGAGCAAGUACGGACCGCCAAGCCAAGGCCAAGGCUCAGCAAGGCCGCUUACCUUAUCUUCGGACUCCGCGCGAAGGAAAGGCUCUGCAGAAAAAGCGAAAGAGGCCGUGUCUAUCGAGAGCACCACCGUCGACAUCAUCCUGCAGCCGUACUGUGUAGCCCGACCGAUCUGCAAGGAUGCUACGACACUAUGCGUCUUUCCAGGACAGCGAUGGGUCUGAUGUCUGUGCAAGGCCAGCUCAGAGUUUGCCUCCCACGUUCGAUCGACGAGCGUCACUGCCGGGCUCCUUUGGCUGUGA
This is a messenger RNA of Mixia osmundae IAM 14324, 1003 nucleotides long. RefSeq lists its product as uncharacterized. NCBI's taxonomy places the organism in Eukaryota, Fungi, Basidiomycota, Mixiomycetes, Mixiales, Mixiaceae. The coding region runs from base 333 to 863 and encodes 176 amino acids. The transcript has a single exon. The record is from RefSeq and is a predicted model, not a curated record.